AUGGGAUGCAACUUGAUCAUUGAAAGAACUAGAGAUUACUUCAGCCAACCGGGGGACAUAAUCAUAGGAGGCACCUUUCCCGUUUAUUGGAACAGAGUCUACAAAGAUCUGAACUUUACUACCAAACCCCCAGAACUUCAUUGUGAGAGGGUUGCUCCUCAUUUUUACGAGACCAUGCAGGCCUUAAUAUUUGCAGUUGAGGAGAUUAAUGCCCAGCCUAAGCUCCUUUCCAAUAUUACCCUUGGCUUCCAGGUGUUUGACACUUGCUUCAAUUUACGUAAGGCAGCACAUGGGACCCUCUCAAUGCUUUCUGGAGGAAAGGAAACCACCCCAAAUUAUCACUGCAACAAACUGUCACCUCUGGCUUCUAUAAUUGGGGAUUCAGGUUCCUCAGUUUCCAUUAUAAUGGCCCAGAUCUUGGGGCUCAACCGAUACCCACAGAUCAGUUACUUUGCAACCAGCCCAAUUUUCAACAACCGUUACCUGUUUCCUUCCUUUUUCCGUACCAUCCCCAGCGAUGAAUUUCAAAUGAAAGGUUUGGCUCAACUGGUCUCUCAUUUUGGUUGGUCUUGGGUUGGUCUUCUUGCCUCUGAUAAUGAUUACGGUCAAUUUGGACUUCAGUUGAUAAGGCAAGAAAUAAUAAACAACGGAGGCUGUGUGGCCUUUGCUGAGAAUAUUUUGACUGGUCAACCUAACAGGAAUGCUCCUCGUAUUGUCCAACUCAUUAGAGAGUCAACAGCAAAAGUUGUGGUUGUACUAGAUGCUGAGUCUUCCUUUGUAAUUGUGCUAGAAGAGCUGUUGAGACAGAAUGUAAGUGGAAUUAUUUGGGUAGCCAGUGAGUCUUGGGCAACUUCAGCUGUACACUCGGAAAGCAGAUUUCAAAGGGUUGCAGUUGGAACUCUUGGUUUUGCUAUCCAUGGUGCUCAACUGCCCAUGUUCUCUAAAUACCUCAACAGCCUGAGUCCUUCUAAGACGCUCUAUGAUCCAUUUAUAAAGGAGUAUUGGGAGCAAAGCUUUUCUUGUAAGUGGCUCAGUCAGGAGAAUUUAGGGAAUGGCACAAUACAAGCAUGUACAGGGAAGGAAAAUCUAGAAAACACAUCACCAGAAUCUUAUCACAGAGCAACUCUUAACGUAUACAAUGCAGUUUAUGCAAUUGCCUGGGCCUUACAGAAUUUGAUUCUCUGUGUUCCUGGAAAUGGACCAUUUGAUCAUGGUUCCUGCACCAACCUUUCUUCAUUUCAACCUUGGCACGCUCCUCUUUCCAACUGCAGCCCAAGCUGUCCUCCUGGAUUUAGAAAGGUUAUGGUAACUGGAAAGCCCCCUUGCUGUUAUGAGUGUGCCUUGUGCCCCCUAGGACGGAUUUCAAACCAAACAGAUGCAGCGGAAUGUCAUUCAUGUUCCUGGGACACGUGGCCCAAUCUGCAAAGAGACAAAUGCUUACUAAGGACAACAGAGUUCCUUUCCUAUAAAGAACCUUUGGGUUAUGGAUUAUCAGCAAUAUCCAUCUUCUCGUCUCUUAUCCCACUUGUUAUUCUGUUUGUUUUUAUCUAUUAUAAAACAACACCAGUUGUCCGAGCCAACAACUACUCCCUUAGCUGCCUUCUCCUGCUUUCCCUGUUCCUCUGUUUCCUUUGCUCUUUAGGGUUCAUUGGUUACCCACAACCUGCACAGUGUCUUCUGCGCCAGGUGGCAUUUGGAAUUGCUUUUUCUCUCUGCAUCUCCUGUGUUCUGGCCAAAACCAUCACUGUUGUCAUUGCCUUUAAUGCAACCAAACCCAGCAGCAGGUUAAGACAGUGGGCAGGAGUAAGGGUGUCCUACUGUGUUAUUGUGUUAUGCACCUUUAUUCAGUUAGUCAUAUGUGGAAUUUGGCUUUUCUUUUUCCCUCCAUUCCCUGAACUUGACAUUGACACACAACCUGGAAUCAUCAUUGCUAACUGCAAUGAAGGAUCACCAACUGCUUUCUGGUGCAUGCUGGGAUAUCUUGGCUUCUUGGCCACCAUCAGUUUCAUUGUUGCCUUCCUGGCCAGACGCCUCCCUGACAGUUUCAAUGAAGCCAAAUUUAUCACAUUCAGUAUGUUGGCUUUCCUCAGUGUGUGGGUGUCCUUUAUCCCAGCCUAUCUCAGUGCCCGGGGCAUGUAUACUGUGGCAAUGGAGGUCUUUGCCAUUUUAUCUUCUAGCUGGACUGUGAAGCUCUGUAUUUUUGUGCCAAAAUGUUUUAUAAUAUUGUUCAGACCCAACAUGAAUUCUAGAGAACAUCUCAUGGGUAAAGAGGUCAAAAAUAAAAAAAAGGGGUGA
This is a messenger RNA of Xenopus tropicalis (tropical clawed frog), 2295 nucleotides long. Its product is annotated as taste receptor type 1 member 1. Gene Ontology annotation, biological process: G protein-coupled receptor signaling pathway. The transcript is spliced from 5 exons. The record is from RefSeq and is a predicted model, not a curated record. Gene Ontology annotation, cellular component: membrane; cell periphery; plasma membrane. Lineage: Eukaryota; Metazoa; Chordata; Amphibia; Anura; Pipidae. Gene Ontology annotation, molecular function: G protein-coupled receptor activity. Bases 1 to 2295 code for a protein of 764 amino acids.